AUGAAUUUGUCGUUUGCUGGUUGUGGUUUCCUUGGUAUUUACCACGUUGGAGUUGCUGUGUGUUUUAAAAAGUAUGCUCCCCAUUUGUUGUUAGGAAAAAUAUCUGGAGCCUCUUUUGGAGCUCUGUCAGCUUGUUGCCUACUAUGUGAGCUACCUAUAGGCGAAAUAACGAGCGAUGUGCUAAGAGUCGUAAGUGAAGCGAGGGCGGGUUCCCUUGGACCUUUCAGCCCGUCUUUCAAUAUACAGAAUGUCCUCCUCGAAGGCAUGCAGAAGUACUUGCCCCAUGACGUACAUAAGAUCGUCAGUGGCAAGCUCCACAUUUCCCUCACGAGGGUCUACGACGGGCAGAACGUGAUAGUGUCUGAUUUUCCUACACGAGAAGAUUUAUUACAGGCGUUGUUAGCGUCAUGUUUCGUACCAGUAUUUUCGGGACUGCUCCCGCCACGGUUUCAUGGCAUAAGAUACAUGGAUGGAGGCUUCAGUGACAACUUACCAGUGCUUGAUGAGAACACGAUCACUGUCAGCCCCUUCUGUGGAGAGAGCGAUAUUUGCCCAAGAGAUUUAAGCUCUCAACUAUUUCAUAUAAAUUUGGCGAACACAAGCAUAGAGAUAUCAAAACAGAACAUAAACAGAUUCGCGCGCAUUUUGUUCCCGCCAAAUCCCGAAGUAUUAAGCAACAUGUGCAAACAAGGAUUUGACGACGCCCUGCGGUUCCUACACAGAAACAACUUGAUAUCAUGCACAAGGUGCCUCGCUGUCCAGUCCACGUUCCAGCUACAAGAUGUGCUCGAUGACACCACGUUCGAAUAUGACACAGAUUGUGAAGAAUGUAAAACACAUCGACAGGACGCUCUAGUGGAUGAUCUGCCAGACACUGUGAUGACUAUCUUCCAAAACGCCAUCGACUCUGCUAACAGUGGCAUAGUCAACUGGGUUAUGAGGCGGAGGGCUAUGAGGUACCUCACGUUCCUCACGAUCCCUUACAGAGUACCCAUCGAUAUUAUGUAUGCUACAUUUACCAAUUAUGUAGGUAAUAGAGUAGAGGUGCACUCGGUCCAAUACAAAGUGGCUCAGAAUGUGUUCGUGCAUAGAAAGAGGUGUGUGCGACACAACAACCUGAUGACUAGGUUCGUAACAUGCACGCCGAAGAUGAGCAAGGGACUUUGGAAGCUAAGUCUGAACAUGUUGCAACAGCUACACGGCUUUAUGUACGCCAACCACGACCGGUCGGAGGCUGCUGCAAGGAUAUACUACAAGCUAACCAUGGACGGCAAGAUCGACGUCAAUGAUGGUAUGCAGCUGGACAGAAGGCGUGCAAGCGAGUUCCGCAUAACAUACGGCGACGUGAAAUCGGGCCACGACGACGUAGACACGUUUGAACAUAUUAUGAACGUGACGUCACACAACGAAGCUCUUCUUGCGUAUUAUUACCUGGAUGGGGAGAAUAAGAUGAAAAUGACGGAGAUAUAUGACGUGACGGAUGCUGACACUGACGCGGUACAGUCUCCAAUGGAGCGGGACGUCAACAAGCAGUUGGAGUUCGAUAACGACUGGAACUCUGAAUUUAUUCCUGACAGUGACGACUUAGACAUGGAAGCAAUGGAUGACGACGCUUUAGCCGACAGGAAUAUAUUUUCCGAUCCCGAGAGUGAAUGGAAUGUGCGUCGGUCGUACUCCGCCUCCGACAGCGAUGGUGAUCAGCCCGAGGCCGACCGGAGAGGGCCCUAUAUCGAGUUAGCUUAG
This is a messenger RNA of Arctia plantaginis, 1743 nucleotides long. The record is from the annotation of a GenBank genome assembly. NCBI's taxonomy places the organism in Eukaryota, Metazoa, Arthropoda, Insecta, Lepidoptera, Erebidae.